Cryptococcus wingfieldii CBS 7118 is the source of this 1284-nucleotide messenger RNA. RefSeq lists its product as hypothetical. NCBI's taxonomy places the organism in Eukaryota, Fungi, Basidiomycota, Tremellomycetes, Tremellales, Cryptococcaceae. The record is from RefSeq and is a predicted model, not a curated record. Bases 1 to 1284 code for a protein of 427 amino acids. The transcript has 10 exons.
AUGACAACAGAGCCCAAAGACCUGCUCCUUCUUGUCUGGGUCCACGGAUUCAAGGGUAAUGACGUGACCUUUGAAUCUUUUCCAGACAGGAUAUGCCACCUCUUGCGGACUACCCACGAGUCAUUGAGGGUGGAAUCUCGAGUGUUUCCCAUGUAUCAGACGCGGGGAGAGCUGCACGCAGCUACAUUGGCUUUUGUUGACUGGUUGACGGAGCUAGUAGUCCAUUUAGAGAACGACCAUGGCCAAGGUGGAGGGGCCGGGAAGGCCAAGAUAGUACUCAUGGGUCAUUCCAUGGGAGGUCUGUUAUGUGCCGACACGGUACGGGAUAUUGCGCGGAAUACCAGAGAGGACGAUCCUAUGUGGCCGAAAGUGGUCGGCAUUCUGGCAUUCGACACGCCAUAUCUAGGGUUGCACCCUCACACAUUUAAACAUCAUAUUUCCCAGGCAGCCACAUACUUUGACCACGCCCGAAGCAUAGCUUCGGCCGCGACCAUGCUAUCUCCCGUGGCUUCUAGCCUCGGCUGGAACAUGUUUGGCAAAAAGUCUGAUGCCUCAGCCGACUCUUCGAAUGCGCAAGCUUCUUCCAGCAAGGGCAAAAGUCGAUCUACAACAGUCACUGAAACCUCCGAGCAGUCUGCUGAAAAGUCUGCCGCCUCCAACACGUUUUGGUCCGGUCUAUCUCAAGUGUCUUCUGGCAAAUCAAUGUACGGUCUUGGAGCAGCUGCUCUGGGUGCGGCGGCAAUGGGAGCAGCGUACUAUCGCCGUGAAGAUUUUGUGACGGGGUGGAAAUGGGGGUACGAGCAUAUGACUUUUGUCAAAAACCUUUGGGAUUCCGAGGGGAUGACGACCAGGCUGGAAGCAGUUGAUGGAUUGAUCAAGGAGAGAGGGCUGUUGUUUAGCAAUUACUACUCGCAUCUGCCGCCAAAUCCUCCCGACCAUCUCGUCGCCCGCACUUUUUCAAUACUUCCCCCAACAAACCACCCUCUUUACCCUUACUUUCGCCCAGCCUCAAACACACUCGCAAAAGAUGAAGUCUCGGCGCACAUGGGCAUGUUUAAUCCCAAGACGAAUGAUGGGUUCUAUGACCUCGGGCUGGCGGUAGUGAAAGAGAUUGGGGAGCGGAUAGAAAAAGAAGGCGUUGGGAGAAAGGAGGGUAUAGUCGAAGAAGAGCUGGGGGCGGGUGAAGAAAGAAAGGCGACAGGAGAGACAGAUGACCAGAAGGAUGAAGGGAUCUGGAGAGUGGAGAGGGACGAGAAUGGCAAUGAAGUCUGGGUAGAAACCUGA